Messenger RNA from Thalassophryne amazonica, 3152 nucleotides. RefSeq names its product non-SMC condensin I complex, subunit G (gene ncapg). Gene Ontology annotation, biological process: mitotic chromosome condensation. Gene Ontology annotation, cellular component: cytoplasm; condensed chromosome; condensin complex. The record is from RefSeq and is a predicted model, not a curated record. The coding region runs from base 102 to 3140 and encodes 1012 amino acids. The transcript is spliced from 22 exons. Lineage: Eukaryota; Metazoa; Chordata; Actinopteri; Batrachoidiformes; Batrachoididae.
CCAUAUAUUAAUUGAAGAAGAACUUUGCUGUUUCGCGGUCUCGCGAGAACGACUGUAGUUGAAUUUGAAAACAGGCGCCAGUUUAGAAAAGUGGCGGAAAGAUGACUGCAGACAGUGAACAAAACAUUAAAGAGACUUUUGAGCGCGCUCAGAAGAGUCACACUAAUAAAUCAAAGCUGGUGGCAAACCUGAAACAACGUUACAACAAACUUGAGGAUAAGACACUGUUCCAUGAAGAGUUCAUCCACUACCUGAAAUAUGCCAUGAUUGUGUACAAGCGUGAGCCUGCUGUUGAAAAUGUCAUCGAGUUUGUGGCAAAGUUUGCCACAAGUUUCCAGCCUCAACCUAAACCUGAAGAUGAGCAGCAGCAGGAGGAAGAGGAUGAUGACGACGCUGAAGAUGAUCACCCAUUUCUGAGUUUCAUUUUCAACUUCCUCUUGGAGUCUUAUAAAGCUAACAGCCAUGCAGUGCGGUUCAGAGUGUGCCAGCUGAUCAAUAAGUUACUGGGCAGCAUGGCGGAGAAUGCCCAGAUUGAUGAUGACCUCUUUGAUAGCAUCCACCAGGCCAUGCUGAUCCGUAUCACUGACAAGUUCUCCAAUGUGAGGAUUCAGGCCGCUUUGGCUAUGACCCGACUUCAGCAGCCACAAGAUCCUGACUGCCCCACCAUUAAUGCUUAUAUGCAAAUUCUGGAAAAUGACUCCAAUGCUGAGGUGCGGCGUGCUGUACUGUCUUGCAUUGCAAUGUCCCCUCGGACCCUCCCCAGAGUGCUGAAACGGACUCGGGACAUUAAAGAGAAUGUCCGUAAACUAGCCUACGAGGUUCUGGCAGAUAAAGUGCAUAUUAAAGCUUUGACGAUUGCACAGAGAGUUAGUCUCCUGCAGCAGGGUCUCCAUGACCCCUCAGAAGUGGUGAGGGAGGUGGUUUGUUCUCGUUUGCUGCCAGCCUGGCUGCUUCGGCUAGAUGGAAACGUUAUCGAGCUGCUUCACAGGCUGGAUGUAGAGAACUGUGCCCAAACAGCUCUGGACACACUUAAAGCCAUCUUCAAUAUAACACCUACUGAAGAACUGCUGCAGAACAAAAUGCAGCUUGACAACAGGAAGGUGAUCCCAGAGGACUUUCUGUCCUGUGAAAAUGUUCUCUACUGGAGAGCUCUGAGUGAAUUCUUCAGGAGUAAAGGAGAUGAAGGUGAUGAAAUGCUGGAGCAAGUGUUACCAGAUGCUGCCACUUUUGCCAACUAUCUUUAUGGAUAUCUGAAGGCGCUGCCCAUGUUGUCAGAAGAGCAGAGAGCCGACUUCACCCAGCUGGAGCUCUCCAUGACCAAAGAGUUCAUCUCCCAGCAGCUUGUCCACCUCAUUGGCUGUCUGGACACUAAGGAGGAAGGUGGACGAAAACGUGUACUAGCUGUACUGCAGGAACUGUUGGCUCUGUCACAGACGCCAUCCUCCCUCGUCUCCAUGCUCACUGAGAAGCUGCUCACCCUCAUCCCUGAUGACAACAGACGCAUACAGACUAUGGCAGAGAUCAUUUCAGAUGUGCGUGAGCCAAUCAUGGAAGAGUCUAAGCCUAUGGAUGAGAAGGAGAGCCGUCGGCAGCAGGUCCAGCUUGCAGAGGUAAAGGUGCGAAUCAUGGAGGCAAAACAAGCUCUGGAGGACUGUAUUACAGGUCAGGAGUUCAGCCGUGCAGCAGAACUGAAGGACUCCAUCACCGAGCUGGAAAACCAGAGGAACCAGUUCAUCCAAGACAUCGCAGUGAGCAGUCAGCCAGCCGACAAGGAAGCCCGCACCGAGAAGAAUGACCCAGAGACUCUUCUGAGGUGUCUCACCAUGUGCACUGAACUGCUGAAGCAGAUGAACAUCAAGACUCCUCUUGGUCCAACCGUGAGCGCCUUAAUGACGUCACUGGUCUUGCCCUGUGUAGCAAAUGCUCAUCCUGCAGUCCGCAACCUGGCUGUUGUGUGUCUUGGAACGUGCACACUGCACAGCAGAGAACUCGCCAAAACACACCUGGUCCUGUUGCUACAGAUUGCCCAGUUGGACGAGCUAAAGAUCCGAAUCAGUUCCCUGCGAGCCAUCAUCGACCUGCUGCUGGUGUUUGGUUUCCAGCUGGUCACUGACAUAUCUGCCCCUCAGGUGACUCCACCUUCCCAAUCGCCAGGCAGACAGGAAGAGGAAGUGCCACUGGCUGAGGAAAAGGGCGACGCACCAGAGGACACAACACAGAGCGUACUUGUGAUGCUGUCUGACUUCCUGGACAGUGAGGUGUCUGACCUGCGUACGGAGACAGCUGAGGGCCUUGCUAAGCUAAUGUACACAGGUCGACUCUCCAGUGCCAAAAUCUUCUCCCGUUUGGUGUUGCUGUGGUACAACCCACUCACUGAGGACGACACACGACUGCGUCACUGCCUCGGCGUCUUCUUCCAACUCUACGCACGCAAGAGCAGAGCCCACCAGGAAGUUGUGGAGGAGUGUUUCCUGCCGACUGUGCGGACGCUGAUGAACGCACCGGCCACCUCCCCGCUCGCCGAGGUGGACAUCAACAAUGUGCUGGAGCUGCUGGUUGAACUGACACGACCCAGUGUGCUCAUUAAACCGUCAACAAACACAGAGGAGGUGUGUGUCCAUGAUUACCUGGCAGUGCGUAUGUGUGGUGAGAUGCUGAAGGACCCGACGGCGCCUGAGGUGCGUUUCUAUGCCAAGAUGCUAAGCAACCUGGAGCUCAGCAGAGAUGAGAUGGUCAGGAAGGAUUUACAGACGCUGCUGCAGGAGCUGAUCCAGGUGGUGAAGGGUCGCGCGUGUCUCCGUGCCCUAGAGAAGGUGGUUUGUCAGCUUGUGGAUUCUAAAGAACAGCCGGAGGACCUCGCUGGCAGCACCCUGCAGCCACCAGGCGCCAACGCGGAUGAGGUAACAGAAGUUCCGCCCAAGUCUGCGAGGAGAACCAAAAGAGAUCAGACAAAAGAGGGCACAGCUAAAAGCAGCAGGAAGCCAAGCAGGAGGAUGGAGUCAUCUGAAGAGAGUGAUGGAGAGAACGUUCCAAAUUCUGUUCCUGUGGUUCGUCCACCACGGAGGGCAAAGACUGCGUGUCUGGAGAAGACCAAGCUGGAUCUCAAUCCCCUCAUCGACCAGGAGGCUAACAUCUCGUAGCACUCCAGCGAA